Molecule: messenger RNA, 528 nt
Organism: Gongylonema pulchrum
Lineage: Eukaryota; Metazoa; Nematoda; Chromadorea; Rhabditida; Gongylonematidae
Source: the annotation of a GenBank genome assembly
AUGAUGGAUGAAGCUUUAGUAUCGAAUAAUUGCGAACGAAGUGAUGCAUUACGGUACUUGGUCGUUGUAGAAAGCGCUGCUGUGUUGCAGUUGGCUGUUUCUCGUAGUGUACUGGCAGCGGCAACAGAAUGCGGUGGCUACUUUUCACGCUCACUUCAGAAGCGUGUGGCAGUGAUUGGCGAAGGAGCACUGGGCGCUUCCUCAGCACUGGCUCUCAUUGAACGUGAUCCCACACUCAAUAUAACAGUCUUCUACGAUGUUCCAUUCAGGAGGACAGUUAGCUGGGGUCCUGCUGGUCUAUUUCGUGUCGACACCAUUCAAAACAGACCUUACGGGAAGCGAUCAUUUCCUCGAUAUGCAAAAUUAUUUCGAGAACUGGGAGGUGAGCAGUGUGGUGUUAAUUUAUUGUCUGGUCACAUACUUUCGACAAAUCUCACUGAACUUGUUGAACAGGUUAGCAGUUUAGUGAUUACCUUUAUGGGUAUCCAUCCUUUUUCCCCACAGUUUCUGAAAUUGAAGAAAGCCUGA